Molecule: messenger RNA, 459 nt
Organism: Debaryomyces fabryi
Lineage: Eukaryota; Fungi; Ascomycota; Pichiomycetes; Serinales; Debaryomycetaceae
Exons: 1
Coding region: 1-459 (152 amino acids)
Biological process (GO): amino acid transmembrane transport
Cellular component (GO): membrane
Molecular function (GO): amino acid transmembrane transporter activity
Source: RefSeq, a predicted model, not a curated record
AUGUCAAGUUCGGCAAGCUCAUCGACAGUUUUCCUGUGGUUCCAGAAUAUCACCUCCUCGAAUUUACUUCUAGGUUGGUGUUCGAUCUCCCUUAACCAUAUAUUUUUGACCAAAGCGAUGAAAGUACAAGGUUACAAAAGAGAGCAACUCCCGUAUACAUUUAAGUAUGCCCCUCAAGCGGCAUGGAUUUCCUUAUUUUUUUCAGGUUUAAUAUUGCUCACAAGUGGGUUCUCCAAUUUUUUGUAUGGUAAUUUUGAGAUAUCAUCAUUUUUCAGUUCAUAUUUCGUGAUUCCCUUAUUCGCGGUAUUAUAUGUCUUCUGGAAAUUUUUCAAAGGAACAAAAUUAAUAAUGCCUGAAGAUGUAGACUUAACAAGCUUAUUCGCAGAUUAUGAAGAGAACCCUGAACCUCCUUUGGAACCAUUAAAAGGUUUGCAAUGGCUUACUUUACUUUGGUCAUAG